UGAACAAAAAAAGUGUUUUUUGAGAGCUUACUUUAUUGUAGCGCCAUCUAUUAGUUGCUGCUGAAAAAUUCACUUGGUUUCAAACGUGACAGCCGUCAUAUUUUUUACAAAUUUAAGUUUUCAACCUCUUUUGCACAAGAUUUAUACAAAAUUUUGCUAACAGGAAGGCAAGACAAAGCUUAGUUUAAUUUUUUUCCACAAGUUUUAAUCUAAAUUUGAAAUGCAAAGCAUUUGGACACUAAUUACAUUUUGUACAGUUGGUUGCAAAUGCGUUCCAACACUCUUUUGAUCAUUUUCGUGAGCAUAAAAAUGUUUGUUUACCAUUCGGCAAAAUGUUCAAGUUUGUAUGAUGCUUUUUACGUUCGUUUUGUGUUUCGCAGUUCGCUCUUGGCAUAUGCUCUUGGUCGCUCACAUGGCAACAUGCGCUUUUGGUUCCUCAUAGUAAAAACACGUGCCAAAUGUUUGUAGAAUACGUUUUCUACAACUAUAUAGCUAAAACUAAUGCGUUUUGCCUUAGAAAUCUUCUGCACUGACAGCAGUGUGACAACACUUAACCUUAGAACUGUCAGAAUUGUUUUACUUUAUAGUGGCUCCCUCUCAGAAACAAAAAUAUGCCAAGGAACUAAGCAAUGCGGCCAGCCGUGUGAAGGGAAAGUCCCUUCAUUAAUCAAGGAAGCUGUGUCAGUGAGAGCUCGAUUUGGCUAUAUCAGUUCGGGAUGCCUGUGCAGUUUUCUCUUUUAUCCACCUCUUGUCAAGUGACAAUCACUGAUUUGCAUAACCUCACAAAUUUACCUCGUGAAAACCACAACAAAACUUAAAUUAAAAUGAAUGUAACACUUCCCCCCGGUGCCGGGCUCGAAAAUGUCGAUGCAGAGCAAGUUAAAACGUUCAAAGAUUUCCUCAUCUCUUACAAUAAACUAGCCGAAUUGUGUUUCACGGACUGUGUUUCGGAUUUCACAUCUCGGAAUAUCAAAGGGAGUGAAGAUCGCUGUGCGUUAAAUUGCCUCGAAAAAUUUCUCAAAGUAAAUCAACGCAUUUCUCAACGAUUCCAGGAGUUCCAAAUGCUUGCGAAUGAGAAUGCAAUCGCGGCGGCGCAAAAACUCGGCCAAAAUCCGACCUGAACGAUAAUUUAUUUGUGUUUGUUAUUGUUAGUUUGUUACAAAAUAUAGCCUCAUCUUUGACAA
Tribolium castaneum (red flour beetle) is the source of this 1184-nucleotide messenger RNA. It is a transcript of the gene Tim9a, whose product is annotated as Tim9a. The record is from RefSeq and is a predicted model, not a curated record. Bases 825 to 1121 code for a protein of 98 amino acids. NCBI's taxonomy places the organism in Eukaryota, Metazoa, Arthropoda, Insecta, Coleoptera, Tenebrionidae. The transcript is spliced from 4 exons.